Monodelphis domestica (gray short-tailed opossum) is the source of this 2248-nucleotide messenger RNA. RefSeq names its product BARX homeobox 1 (gene BARX1). Gene Ontology annotation, biological process: regulation of DNA-templated transcription. Lineage: Eukaryota; Metazoa; Chordata; Mammalia; Didelphimorphia; Didelphidae. Gene Ontology annotation, molecular function: DNA binding; DNA-binding transcription factor activity, RNA polymerase II-specific. The record is from RefSeq and is a predicted model, not a curated record.
AUAUAAUAGGCUCUGCUCUGUCCCCACCCGGGAGGGGCGGAGAAAACCCAUCUCGGCGAUGACGCGCGGGGGCGCCGGCCGCAUGAGGCGCUGAGGCGGCAGGGCCCUGGCUCAUUCCUCCCCAUCAGAGCCCCCCUGGUCGUGCGCUUGUCCCCAGGGGUAGGGUGGAAGGUCGUAGAACUCCAAGCUGAAGCGCCCGCGGGUGGAGGGGCGAGGACGGCAGCCAGCAGAGCAGAGAGGGCGCAAGCAAGGGAGCGGCCCGAGCAGCGGGGAGAAUGAGCGGGCGCCUUCCUUGGUCCCGAAGCAGCCCCCCAGGCACCUCAGCCAUCGCUGCCAUCUAGGGGCCGUAGGGGCCCCACCGGGCGGGAAGAGAAAGCGGAGGAGGUCCCUGGGCGAUUAGGAACCUGGCCGGAGAGCAGGAUGCAGCGCCCCAUGGAGCUGGGCGCCGCGCAUUACUUCCCGGCCGAAGCCUUCCCGGACCACCGCUCCCACCGCUACCGGAGUUUCAUGAUCGAAGAGAUUCUCACUGAUCCUCCAGACGCAAAGAGUGCUGCGCCGGCUGCCGCUGGGGAACUGCUCAAGUUCGGUGUGCAAGCAUUGCUGUCUGCGAGGCCCUUCCACAGCCACCUGGCGGUGCUGAAGGCAGAGCAGGCAGCGGUCUUCAAGUUCCCCUUAGCGCCCCUGGGCUGCUCCAGCCUGGGCUCUGCACUGCUAGCCGCAGGUUCCGGACUCCAAGGAGGUUCCGCCUCACCUCACCUCCCUCUGGAGCUGCACCUCCGUGGAAAGCUGGAGUCUGGCCCGGCCGAGCCGGGUACCAAAGCCAAGAAGGGCCGGCGGAGCCGGACGGUCUUCACCGAACUGCAACUCAUGGGCUUGGAGAAGCGCUUCGAAAAGCAAAAGUACCUCUCCACGCCGGACAGAAUAGACCUCGCUGAAUCAUUGGGCCUGAGCCAGCUGCAAGUGAAGACUUGGUACCAGAACAGAAGGAUGAAGUGGAAGAAAAUAGUGUUACAGGGCGGCGGUCUCGAAUCUCCUACUAAACCGAAAGGACGCCCCAAGAAGAAUUCCAUUCCCACCAGCGAACAGCUGACGGAGCAGGAGCGGGCCAAAGAGGCAGAGAAGCAGGCGGAGAAUCUAAGCUCGCCUUGUGAAGUCAACCAGGAGGAGUGAGCGUGGUAACCAGAAUUCUUCCGCCUUGCGGCCGUUACCGACCCGGUGGACAGUCAGUGCCUCGACCCUGGGACCGCUCUCCCUUAGACAAACCAAAGACUACCUUCAAGGUCUUUCCUCCAGAGGACAGGAUUAGCCUAGAGGACAGACUAAACCGUGCCAGACCUUAUUCGGGCGAGGCAUUUUUGCCAUUCUCUUCCAUCCUGGGAACAGAUCAAGUGUCGGUCUCCUGCUCUUUUCUCCAAAAUGUACUGAGCUUAUUUGGAGCAGCAUUAAGGAUGGAGAGGAGUGUCUGCUGCUGAAAAAAAAAAAAAACCUUUUGUUGUUGUUGUUUGUUUGUUUCCGCAAAACUGUCCCACUGAGUAAUUCAAGGAAGCCAGAAUUAAACAAAUAGGGAAAAAAUAUGCCACCCACCCAAGAAACAAAAGAAACUUCAAACGAAUUUUAAUGAUUGAGGAGAAAGUUUUUUUGUUCCUGCUGAAGGGGUAUUUAAGGUUUCGGAACCGCCCUACGGGUGGGGGCGCGCGCACACACACUCACGCGCACGCAAGUUCACACUCACUCACACUCAUGCCCUUGCAGGGCUUGGCCACUUCCUGGAAGGACCUCUCCAAGGUACGGGAGUCCCAACGGUCUCGAUGCGUCUCUGGAGUCCUAGGUUCGGAAGGGGCAAACCCAGAGGUAUCGGAGACCAAACCCAACCCUCGAUCCUGGGACUCGAGCCUUUCCCAAAGCUCCGCCUUAACUUGAGAAGAUAGUGACUUUAUUCCAAUAAAGUAUUUUAUGACACAAGGGCUGGGGUUGAUGCUUCUGCCGCUACAGCUGUCUUGUUUCGGCCGAGGCUGAUUUCUCUCGGCCUGUCUCGGGUGCCCGAGGUUUUAGGGGUUAGCAGAUUCAGCGUAGCGGCUGGAAAGAGUGUGAAUGGCACCGGUUUUUUUUUUUUUUAAGUAACUUGACGAAAAAAUAUUUUUGGGUGGGGGAGUAUCUGGUCUUUUGCUUCAAAGCAGAUGUGUCUCUGCGUGGCUGUAUGGUUGAUGCUCUGCGAUCGACUUUUAAUAUUGUUUUUCUGGAUUAUCAA